UCCACACAUGGGGUCUUUCCUCCUCUGCCUUACCACCUCCACCACAGAGAGCACUUACGGCUCUCCCUCCCUCCCUCCCUCCCUCACCCUCUCACCUCUCCCUCCCUCCUACCACAGCCUCAUCCUCCUCCUCCUCCUCCUCCUCCACCGCACCAGCCAACCACUACCUCCUCCGCCGCCGCCCUGCUGCUGCUGUUCCUGCUUCCUAGAGCCGAAAACCCCCGCCGCCGCUUCCUUCUUCUACCCAGCCGCCGACAUCGGCAACAACGCCGCCAUGUUACCGGGACCCCCGCGUGUGGAAAGCAAGCAAGCAAGCAAGCAAGCCCUGGCGUCGACGAACUCGCCUCCUCCUCCUCCUCCUCCUCCUUCUUCUCCUUCGUCCCGAUCCGCGUGAGUGCAUGGGGCCCUGCAGCAGAUAGUAGCUCUUCGCCAGCAUCAGCAGCGCCGUUUUGGGGGGGCCCGCAGCAUCAGCAUCAGCAGCAGCUAGCUUCGCCGACAUCAUCAGCAUCACGUCAACCGACGACGACGGCGACGCCUCGGAGGAUCAAGAGAAAUGGGGACGACGUCUUCUUCGCCAAGUGAUGGAAAGCAAUAUGAGCUCCUAACAAGAUGCUUAGAAGAUUCUCCAGUAAAAUAGGCUACUUUAAUUAAAUGCAUCCCAGAUGUUAUCUAUUCAAAACUAUCUGAUCUCUAAUGAAUUAGAAAAAUAUGGAAAUAAAAAAAAAAAUUGCGAGCUAUCACGCAAAACAAGCAAAUAGAGAGCAUGGCUCCAGUAAGCUGUCUUCAACGGUCUGAAUAUGAUGCUGCAACCACUAUUUUCAAUUGAUAUGUUAUGUUUAUUUAAAAAUGUAGCCUUCAAGCUCCUUCCUCAGAGUAUAUCAUAUGAAAAUAGAAAUUUUGGCUGUUUUUGUUUACAUGACACUGUACCGUAAUUCCUCGAAAUAAAGCUGAAGGAAUUUGAAAAGUUAUCGGAACAUAAACAAUCCAUUUUUCUAGAAAUUAAAGGUAGAUGUAUUUGUAAUGUCUUUUUAGAAUAGUAAAAAAAAAAAACAGUAAAAGUAACUAAUCCCAGUCCAGAUUAACCUCUACAAAACGAAUUACUUAGAUAGGGCUAGAGCCACUUAGCUAGGAACUGAUAAUCUAAAUGACUAAACAAAACAAUAGCUGUUAAAUACUACAUACGAUGUAAUCUAUAUAUGUACACUUCACUGUUAUAUCGAAGUUACAGCUGAAUCAGAGCAAUAACACACUGUACAAAGUACUUUAGAUUUCUAUUGUUUUAAAUUAUGUAAAAUUCAAGUUUAUCAAACGACAUUAGGAAUUCAUUUCAGGAUGCCAACUAUGGUAUUCAAAAUUAUCUUGACUUAAUAUUAAUUAUUAUUCCAAGUUGUAUUACAAAGAACAUACUUUUCACUUUACUAAAAUGUACGCCAUGUUACCUUUAAAUACACUUAUUAUACAUUCCACUGUAUGUACAUACACUUUGUUAUACAUAUCGAAGAAGUAACAUUCCAGUCAUUUCUUUAGCAUUCCACUGUAUUUAUAAGCAUUCCUUGAAGUAAUGUCGUUCCCUGUUAAUAUUAAUAUUUUUUCCUACAUACUUAUGACAUUGCAAUUUAGUUAUAAGGAAUACUUUAUAGAUUAAGGUAACAUUUGUAUAUAGCAUUUUGCUUUAAGCUUGU
Molecule: messenger RNA, 1682 nt
Organism: Macrobrachium nipponense
Lineage: Eukaryota; Metazoa; Arthropoda; Malacostraca; Decapoda; Palaemonidae
Exons: 2
Coding region: 8-394 (128 amino acids)
Source: RefSeq, a predicted model, not a curated record